AUGGCAGAAGAGAAGCGCUUAUCCAUAGAGGAGGCCUCGCUCAGUGGGAGUACAGGCCACAUCGAGAAGACUCACACAGACUCCAAAGCUGCCACAGUACCGGAAUCCGAGCGCAGGGUGCCCAGUGACGAUGACGAGUACGAGGUCACGGCGAAGACGUGGGUGGUGGUCUCGGUCCUAGCCCUCUCCUACGCCAUCUCCUUCUUCGUGGUACCCACCGUCAGUUACGUGCAAUCCACCAUCGCGACCCAGCUCGGAAGUCCCCAGGAUGCAACAUGGUUCAUCUCCGUCAUCGAGAUCACAGUGGCCACCUCGUUCAUGAUUUGCGGUGCCAACUCCGACCUCUUUGGCCGCCGCUACUUCAUCAUUGCCGGCAACGUGUUGCUGUUCAUCGGUUUCCUGAUCGCGGGCACGGCCAAGGGCACCAAGCAGCUCAUCGCCGGCAUGUGCUUCAUCGGAUUCGGAGGCGGCAAUUGCCAACUGGCGGCCUUCGCAUUGCCAGAGCUCCUCCCGAACAAGUGGAGACACAUUGCCGUCACGAUAGCGGACGCCGGCAUCGUCUUCUGUGUCACGGUCGGCCCUGUCGUGGGCCGUUUCAGCGUCGAGCCGGCUGGCAGCUACUCGUGGCGUUGGCUCUUCUACGGUCCUGCGAUUGCUGUUGCAGUCUCGUUUGCCUUGCUUGUUUGGCUGUAUCAUCCCCCGAAGCACCCUCGCGGCGUUCCGUGGCACGUAGCGAUCAAGGAACUCGACUACCUCGGGGCGAUCCUUUUUACGUCAGCACUCACUCUGAUUUUGACCGGCGUGGUGUACUCCACGUAUGAGAAGAGCAAUAACGCAAAGGUCGUUGCCCCUCUAGUGGUGGGCUUCGUCCUGAUGAUACUCUUCGCGUUAUGGGAACGGUAUGGCAAUCUCAAGCAGCCUCUCACCCCGACACAUAUCUUCACCGCCAAAAAUGGCCGGGAUUUCACCGCCCCCUUCAUCUCCGGCCUGUGUGUGUGCAUGUUCUAUUUUGGCUCCAACGUGGUUUGGCCCAUCAUGAUCGACGAGAUCUUCACCACCGAGACCACCAACUUCAGGUAUGCGCUGCUUCUGACUUUGCCUCAGAGCUUGGGCUACGUCCUUGGCGCAUUCUUGCUGGUCACGUUCGGCACCAGGAUUGGCAACGCCAUCGGAUGGAAGUGGGAGUACGUGGGUGUGGUUUCCUGGAUGAGCUUUUGGGGCGCCAUGCUGGCCUACUCCAACACCCCUGAGCGGAAGAGCAGUGCGAUGGCUUUCAUCUUCUUAAGUCUGAUGGGCUACGGCUGGGCGCAAUAUCUGUCGAUUGCAUACAUUCAAUUCGGCGCCGACCAGAAGGAGCUGGGCAUUGCCGGUGGGCUCGCAGGUGUUGCCCGCAACGCUGGCGGCGCCAUCGCCGUCGGGGUCUAUUCCACCGUCCUCAAAAACACUCAGGGCUCACGGGCAGCCAGCCUCGUACCCAAAGUAGCCAUCGCCGCCGGCUUACCAUCCUCAUCGGUCCCGGCCGUCUUAAAGGCCUUGCCACUAGGGUCGAAAGCUUUACAGGCCGUGCCCGGCAUGAACAGCAAGAUCGCGGCAGCUGUCGGGAUAGCAUGGCGGGAAAGUUAUGGCUGGGGGUUAAGAGCGACCGCCUUCACUUCCAUCGCCUUUGGAGUCAUCUGCAUUGUGAGCGCCCUCUGCUGCGUCGAAAUUCGGCCCAAGAUGAACAACAGGAUUGAGAUCUUCCUGGAGAACGACACACAUGCCGACAUGAAUGAAUUCCAUUGA
This is a messenger RNA of Capronia epimyces CBS 606.96, 1782 nucleotides long. RefSeq lists its product as uncharacterized. Bases 1 to 1782 code for a protein of 593 amino acids. Gene Ontology annotation, molecular function: transmembrane transporter activity. The transcript is spliced from 4 exons. The record is from RefSeq and is a predicted model, not a curated record. Gene Ontology annotation, biological process: transmembrane transport. NCBI's taxonomy places the organism in Eukaryota, Fungi, Ascomycota, Eurotiomycetes, Chaetothyriales, Herpotrichiellaceae.